This is a messenger RNA of Rhagoletis pomonella (apple maggot), 2266 nucleotides long. RefSeq names its product prenylated Rab acceptor protein 1-like. Gene Ontology annotation, cellular component: Golgi apparatus. The transcript is spliced from 4 exons. Bases 98 to 613 code for a protein of 171 amino acids. The record is from RefSeq and is a predicted model, not a curated record. NCBI's taxonomy places the organism in Eukaryota, Metazoa, Arthropoda, Insecta, Diptera, Tephritidae.
AACUUUCAGAAAGCUGCACAAGCGACGCUACAGAAGAUUAUUUUAUUAAAAUUAGCUUCAUUUCCCCAAACGAUUAAUCUUGGAAUACCCAAAAUGGAUGAAGUUAAAGUGGAUUUUUUGGACACUGCAAAAAAUACCGAGCCCACUGGAAAUUGUACAACUAACGCGCAAAUACAUUCGGCCAUGGUCGGAGUUUAUGAACACUGCUAACUUUAAGGCUGCAGCGAGUAUGCCACGUUUGACGAGUCGAUUUAUCCGGAACAUCACAUACUUUCAAAGCAAUUACAUCUUUAUUUUUGUUAUACUGAUGAUAUACUGUCUCAUUACCUCACCUUUAAUCUUACUGGUUUUGGCUGCUGUGGGCUACGUUAGUCAUAGAAUUAAGAAGACACAAGCUCCCGUCAGUAUUUUUGGACACCAAUUAUCAACCAAUCACCAAAUAAUGGUUGUGAAUAUAGCCUCUGCUCCUAUAUUAUUUAUAGCAGGUGCAGGCGCGGCACUAUUCUGGACACUGGGGGCUUCUUGCUUUGUCAUCUCUUUGCAUGCCAUAUUCUACAAUAUCGAUGCAAUUGUAACUGAAGAGAACGAGGGAUUCCUAGCAGAAGUCGUGUAAACAAACCCCGAACAUGUAAACACUUAAUAUACAUACUAUAAAAAAAAUUCAGCCACAUGUUUAAAAAUAUUCAUUUACCAAAAUUUAAUUAUUAAUAAAUGUACAUACAUACAUUUAUCUUAAUAUAAAAACAGAUCCGGGGCCUUAACUCCUGAAUGAUAUUUUAUAAUCAUUUAAAAUAAACAUGAGACUAUGUGCACAUACAUACAUAUCUAAUGCUAAAAACUCUACAUGCCAGACUUAUACAUUCAGGUUCUGCAAUUAACAAACCAGUACAGGCGGCUCUGCAAAUUAUAUAGUGCUGAAAUUCGGGAGUAAAUUGCAGAACCUGCUUGGCAGUUAAUUUGUAUAUAAAAAUAUUCGCCCUCAUUGCGAGGGUUGUGUCGAAUGCAAAUCGUUUUUCGAGAGUCGAAUCGUAUCGAAAAUUUCACGUCAUUGCCUAAAAUUUCCACUCGGCUAGUGUAUUAAAAUAUUGCCGAAUCGUACAAUUUAGCCUAAUUUACGACUACGGAGUGAGGCUGAAUAUGUACAUGCGAAUAUACAGCCUAAAAACAAAAAUUAAACCUGAACUGUAGAACCUUGCAGCAUGAGAGCCUGGGAAAUUGUCUAAUAAAACGAAAGCAUAAAUUCAAGGCCCUACAUAGUAUUUGGCAUACAUCACCCAACUGUUCAGCUAUGAAAAAAUUACAGAAGAUAUAAGAGGUUAAAAUAAAAUGUUUAGAUAUUUUAAAAUAUUAAUAUUUUCUAAACUACAUAACCGAUUAAAAAAAUAAUUAUGUCAAAAUAAAGACAAUUAAUUUAUCUUUUAGUAUAAAUAUUGUACAUGCUUGUUUAUUAUUGUAAGCCAAAAAUAUUAAAAAACAAAAAGUUUCAUAAUUGUUUCAUAAAAUAACCUAUUUUGUAAAAAAGUGCAUAAGCAAAGCUAAAGAAAUUUAUAUUCGGCCCUAUCGCGAAUUUCACGUGAACAAAUAUUCACAAAAAUUAUAAAGCAAAACAAAAAUAAUUUUUCCCAAUUUGUUUUUGUUUUUCCAUACAAAAUACAUUGGGCGUCAAGAGAAAAGCGUGAAUAACUUUCGUCUCGAAGCAUUGCCACAAAAUUUUUUUGCAAAUAAUUACUAAUAGCACGUACAACAAUAUUAGCCCAAAACGCGAUUUUAAAGCCAUUGAGAUGUCAGUGAUAUUUUAAAAAAAUUUUAAUAACUUAAAAAAAUGUAUGGCCAAAUAAAAAAUAAAAGUGGGGGAAAAACACCAUCAUUCUCUGUCUAAAAUAUGAGCCGAAUCGGUAUUACCAAUCGCGAGAAAACAAUUAAAAUCUACACAAUUUCGAAAAAUGUUAAUACCUAUCUAAAGCUUCCAAAAUAAUUCGAUUUUCGAAAAAUUGUGAAACUUGUAUUUUUCUUUUAUCGUUGUGAAGCAUAAACAGAUAAUUGCACAAAAAGCUCGAUCUAUCUAUAUAGUAAAUUAAGUAAAUUGGACUAUAGUUGGAAGUUAUCAGUGCUGAUUCAAUGCAAUACUUUUAUUUUUUAUAGCUAAAUUAAAAACAUACGUAUAGUUCACGAACAACUUAUUAAUCGGACACAGUUUAAAACCAUGUCAUGUAGUUUUAUUUUCAGUUUGCAAGAUUUAAAAAAUAUACUUAUGUAUGUAUUUAUA